Diversispora eburnea is the source of this 5161-nucleotide messenger RNA. NCBI's taxonomy places the organism in Eukaryota, Fungi, Glomeromycota, Glomeromycetes, Diversisporales, Diversisporaceae. The record is from the annotation of a GenBank genome assembly.
AUGACUAGUGACACAAAAUUAAUACAUUCUUUGAUACACAAGAUUAGCACGAAGUUACCAAGCAAAAGUGGGACAAAUCUGGAAACUUUAGAAUCAGAUCCUCUUAUUCUACAAACAGUAAACUCCAUUGUCGACUUAUCAAAAUAUAAACUUAGUAUAAUAGUACAAGCUUUAACAAAAUUAUUAGAAACGAUAUCACAAUCAACUUCAAUGGUGUUGGAAGAUUUUGUCCCCUGUGAUGUUCUUCAAUCUCAAUUAUUUGUUCUAAAAAUUUUGUCUGCUGCUUCAAAUUGGAAUGUAGUAUUUGCCAGGAUAAGAAAUAAGAUUGAAUAUUUAACUACUACAAAUGAUGAAUGGCCAGAAACUGCAGAAUUGAAAUUAUUGGAAUGCGUAUUACGUAAAGCUAUUUGGAAUUGGAUAGAAGUUUUUCCCUCUGAAUUCGUGACAUUAUGUCAAAGUCAAAGACGUUUAGAAGGUGGUCCCGAAAUUUUGUUUGAUAUAUGUUUCGGAUUGGCUGAUAAUAAUCGAAAAAAAUUAGUAUUUUGGCCAUUACAAACUAUGUUAUUGAUUUUAUGCCCAGAUAUAUUGCUUAGUGCAUCAAUCUCCGAAAAGGCUCCUAAUCUAACGAAUAAUAAGAAAGUUAUAUUCCUUGACUCAUUAAAGAGUUCAUUGAAACGUAAUAAAUUAGCUGAUAUAGCAGCUGUAUGUUAUGUGGAUAUAUGUAAAGCAUCAACUUAUGUUAGCAAGAAUGAAACAUCAGCAUUAAGAAUGAUUGUUCCAGAAAUUGAAAAUGAUUUACAGGAAAGACUUUUUGAUCCAUCACGACCAUUCCUCAAUGAACAACAAAUCGACCAUCGAUUAAUGACUGAUUGUUUAACAGCUCUAUUUAGAUUGAAUACAAAUAUUUUACGAUCAUUAAUUCCUGUGUGUUUGGCAGACACAUCUCCUAACACCUUUAAAUUGGUGUUGGUUAAGAGUUGUUAUGCUAUUGCUUCCGAGGAGACUAAAUUUCCCUGGAACCCUCAACUAUCUUUAAUUUAUCCAAUUUUGGCAUCCCCAUUACGAAAAUUAUUUCAUCAAUUUAUUUCGAAUAGGGAUAAAACUACCGAUAUACGAAGGAGACGAUUACCAAGGGAAAAAAAUGACGAAUUGGAAAGGAACGAGAAAAUGGAAAUAAUAUUAAAUAUAUUAAAAUUGUAUAAGAUAGUUCCUUUUUUGGCUCUUACGGUACGUAUGGGUAAAGAAAUUCAUGAUGUGAUCUAUGAUAUGACAUUAUGUGUUAAUGAUUGUAAUAGUGCUAUACGAAAGACGGCAGCUGAAACAUUAUUGGAAUUACAUAAAAUGGAUUUGAUUGAACAAUGGGGACCACCAGAAAUGAAAAUGGAAAGGUUUUGGUUAUUUAGUUCGAAAGUAAUGGUAGCAAUCGCGAGACAAAUAUUAGAUUUCAAAGAAGGGGAGGAAGGGACAAAAUAUUUAUUAGAUUUGUUAUUACAAUUGUUCGUAAGAAGAAACGAAUUCUUAAAAUCUAAUGAGGACAUAUCAAAUUUUGGAAUAAACAUUAGAGAAAGGAUGGGAUGUAAUGUUGUGUUAGAAUUAACAUUAUUAGUUCUAUUAUGUUCUCCUGACACUGAUAUAUGUACGAUGGCUAUAAAUUGUUUUAGACAUUUAUGUAUUGAAGCUCAAUUAACUACAGAAUUAAUCCCUGAGGUAAUGGAUGUACAGGCUGCACCAUUAUCAAUUGUUGAAAAUAUUGAUGUAUAUGCCGAAUUAUCUGAACCUCAAGUUAUAUCUGGUCGUAUGGCACAACAAAAAAGAAUUCGUAAACUAUUGAGACGUAUGAAAAUACCAACACAAGGUAAUGUGACAGCUUGGGAAGAAGCCUAUAAACGUUGGAGGCAUUUAACAGCAUUAAUAACAAAGUUACCCGAGGAUCAACUUUCAUUGGAAUUCGAGGGUAAACCAAAAAGAGGAUUACCAUGGCCUGUCGCCGCCCCAGUUAAAGUUACGGGAGUUAAUGCUGUUACCAUUUCUGAGUCUCAACAGACAGAAUGGCAUAAUUACACAGGAUUUCUUUCGUCGCUUGGAGGAUGUUGUAUAAAUGAAAAACAAAUAAGUAUUCUAAAUAAUAAUCAAAAUAAUGAACGUAUAAUUGAGUCUGUAUAUUUUAAUGGUGAAAUUGGAUCGAAUUGUCAUGCUUUGGUAGAAAAAUAUGUCACGGAUAUGGUAGAUUUAUUAGUUUGCGAUUCAAUCUAUGUACGCGAAAGUGUACGAGAAACUUUAGGAACAGAAUUGAGUCCCAGAUUAUAUGUCCUUUUAUUCCGAAAUUUGGAAUCCAUAGUCGCCAGAUUUUUUGAUACAGAUGGUGAAGCGAAUCCCACAGAACGUUACACAUUAUUCGUGGAACAAGCGAUAAGUGUAUUAAAAUUAAUAUUGGAACGAAUUCAAGAAUUAUCAGAAAAUUUAUAUACAGUAGAUUUGGGUGGUUUAGUUUUGUCAUUUGCGAGAUAUUUAAAUCGAUUGGGCACUGGUUAUUCAGCUUUAAUAAUUAAGAAAAAGAUGUGUCAGUUAGUUGAAAUAUUAACGUUAAAGAAAGAACAUGUUACACUUCGACAGGAGAUUAUAUUACGAAACCGAUUAUUAGAAAUAUUUAUUGAGUGGACUUCUGAUUUCACUAUGAAAACUGAUGCUCAAGGAAAUUCCGAAAAUUUAUCGAAUAGAAGCGAAAGAUUACACCGUGAUUUAGAUCAAGCAUGUUUAAAAACUACAGUGUCCUUGUUAGCACAAUUACCAUUGCAACCAUCAGAUGUUGUACACGAAGCUGAACUAAGUGGAGUAAAAUCGAGAUUAUUUUAUAAAUAUUUCUCUUUCUUUAUAAAGUUGUUAAAUCGAUGUCGAAUUUUGGAGGCAAUUGAUAGUGGAACACAUUCUGCAAAAAAUAAUCAAGAUUUACAAAUGUUGUUAUCAAAGUCAAGAGAAUACGUUAAAGAUUUGGGUCCAUUAAAAGAUUACACAAUAUUGGCAUUGAGUAAUCUUUUGAGUGCUAACGUUGAAUCGGGAUUAAAAUAUUCGUUAUCUAUGGGAUAUCAUGAGGAUAGCAAGACACGAACUGCAUUUAUGCAAGUACUUACAAAUAUCUUAAAUCAAGGUACCGAAUUUGAAGGAUUGGCUGAAAAUGCGAUGAAUGAUCGUUAUGAUAAGUUGGUCGAGCUCGUGACAGAAUCUGAUCUUAAUGUAGCACUUUCAUUAUGCAAAGUAUGUCCAGUAUCCGGUAUUGAUGAGGUGGCAAGAAUGUUAUUGGCAGUAUUUGAUUCUCGCAAUAAAGCAAUGCCAUUAUUGAAAGCCAUUAUUGAAAAAGAAGUACAAAGUACUGAAUCUGAAGCAACUUUAUUCCGAAGAAACUGUAUGGCUACUCGAAUGUUAGCAGCAUUUGGCAAGACACAUGGUGCUGAAUAUUUACGUGACACUUUGCAACCUCUCGUUCAAAAUCUUUUACAAAAAUCAGACGAUUUCAGUUGUGAAUUAAAUCCUGACAAUCUUGAGCCAGGGGAUGACAUUGAAAGGAACUUUAUGAACUUAAAGAACACAGCACAAGCAUUUCUUGACGGAAUCUGUUCUUCAGGAAGGAAUAUGCCUAUUCUAUUCCGACGUGUUUGUCAUUACAUCGGUAGUUCUGUAGAAGAAAAAUAUCCACGAGCAAAAUCCACUACAGUUGGAGCUUUCAUUUUCUUACGAUUCUUUAAUCCUGCAAUAGUAGCUCCAGACAAUGAAAACCUUUGUAAACCGAUUGUAAACACAAAAAUUAAACGAGCCUUAUUAUUGAUAACAAAAGUUAUACAAAAUUUGGCGAAUAACGUCUUAUUUGGUGCGAAAGAACCGUAUAUGAAUACGUUAAAUGAAUUCUUAAAUUCUAAUAUUGUUAAAAUUACGACAUUUUUAGAAGAGAUUUCUAAAUUGCCAAAUCUACCGCAAUUUGCAGAUAUAAAUUCAUUCGAACAACCAUCCAUUCGUAGAUUGGAUGAUUCUGAACGAAAAACACUUCACAAACACCUCAUAGAGAAUCAAGAAAAAAUGGCUAAAGAUUUACAGUUUAGACGAGUGAAAUCAUUAAAUCCUUCUAUAUCAGGAAAUGUAGCAUCUGAUCAAACUCAUGAUAAGAAAGCAUGGGAUAAAAUAUCUACUUUAUUAGCACAACUGGGACCACCUACAGAAACCCAAAAGAAACAUUUUUCAAUGACUAGUAAUUAUCAUUCUAAAACGAAUCAUCAUAUGUUUAUUGAAUUUAUGCGAAGAAAUUCGACUCGUAAUGCGGAAUUUAUCACAUCGAAGGGAGUUUUUUAUGAAUCCGGUGUUUCAAAAGAGAAACGACCAGUAUUUUAUGCAAUACUACGACGUCUUGAGGCAGAUUCCACUGAUAUGGAACUUUUGAUGUAUCACGUUCUUCAUACAAUAGAACCAUAUAUGGGUAAACCAUUUGAAUUAUUGGUGGAUCUAACUCAAUUUAGUCAGACUAAUGAAAUACAAGCACAAUGGGUUCAACAAUUUUUACAAAUAUUACCAUUUGAUGCAGUUGAUAAUUUAGCAGCAUUAUAUUUUUAUAAUGCCAAUACUGCAUUUAAAAAAUUUGUUAAAAAAUUGGGACGACCUUUACCCAACAAGAUUGCAAAGAAAACAUAUUUCUUUUAUAAUUUGAAUGAAUUAUAUGAAUUCAUUUCAUCAUCCGAAUUAAGGUUACCAAAAAAAACCAUGGCACUUGAUACUGAGCAAUCUGUCUCUUAUUCACAAGUAACUAAAAUAUCACAUUAUCGAAUGCCAAUUCCGACAAGAAAACAAGAUAUCUUUAAUGGAUUAAACUGUCAUUUAAAUGAUGUUUAUCAUAUAUCAGAAAUUGAAGAUGUUAAUUUGUCAUCUCAUAGAAAUGAUGAUAAUGAAUUUAUCAUUAAACAAGAUCACGGAAGACCAUCAUUUUCGUUCACAACCAAACCUACGCAAAUCACGGAACGAGUAAUACGACCCAAUGAUGUGCCUGGAACAUUAUUAAAUAUGGCACUAUUGAACAUAAUGAGUGAAGAUCCAAAUUUAAGAUUAGCAGCUUAUAAUCUUUUGGUGGCUUUAAGUUUAAUAUUUAAUUUUGAUGUGGGAAAUCAAUUGCUGUGGGCCAAAG